GAGCUCAGUGUGGGCUGCGCCGGGCGGAGGCCGCCGCGCCGUGGUCCCGGGCGGGCGGGAGGCGGCCGUUAGUCGCUUUCAGCCGGCGUUAACCGCCGCCCUCCCCCCCCGGUGCUACCCGGCGGCAUGAGCAGCGGCGCCCGGACCCGCGGCAGGAGGAGGAGGGCCGCCCGUCUCAGCCCGCCGUCCUCCGCCAGCUCCGAGGGCGAGGAGCCCCUGAGUCCCUCCGGCUGCUCCCCGCUCUCCCCCGCGUCCCGCCCCAGCUCCCCGAGCGGCGAGGAGGAGGAGCGGGUGGCGGCCUCCCGGAGCCGACAAGGCGAUAGGAAGGCUGAAGACUCUGAAAUAGCAGUCAGAGAAAAGGAGUCACCUUUGAAAGAUAAUCUCUCACCAUGGGAAGAAUGGUUCAUUGGCAAAGAGAAGGAGCUACGUGCCCGCUUACAGGCUAGAGCUGUGGAGGAAAUGAAUAUACAGCUUGAGAAGAUGAAGCAAAAGCAAGAAUGUGAAAGGAGGAAAAGGAUAGCUGAAGAGAAGCACAAGGAAUGGGUCCAAAAAAAAAGAGAAGAGGAAAGAAGGGAAAGGGAACGAAAGCUGAGCAAAGAAAUGUCAGAAAAAGCCACAAAGGAACUAGAAAAAAUGCAGUUACAAGAAAAGGCCGAAUUAAAGUAUAAAGAAUGGUUAAAGAAGAAGAGAACUGAAGAAGCAGAAAAGAAGAGGAAGGAGAAGGAAAAAGAAAAAGAAAGGGAAGCAGAGCUACAGGAGAAGAAAACAAGAUCAGAGAAGAUCUUUAAGGAAUGGCUACAUAAUGCUAGAAAUAAACCGCGCCCUGUUUUAAAUGGUUAUGGCUUCCCACGUGGGAAGUCUACAGGGUGUGCUGAUGGAAGUUUGUAUCCAGCUCCAGCGUACUGUAACCCCAUUCCUUGGAAACCUGUACAUGUUCCUCCUCCAAAGGAAGACAAUGUUCUUAGCAUGAAGAAGAGUAAGAGACCUGUAUCUUGCCGGUCACAUGCGUCUUUGGUAAUUUAUAAGCCCAAGAACAACCCUUGUAUUGGAUCCUUGUGCAGAAAGCAGUUAUAGUACUGAAAACAAAACUAUUCCUAUGAUCUUGAGUGAACUGGGCCAUAAAUAUGAAGUUAUAUGUAGUUAUAUGUCCAAAACAGGCUGCUUUCUGCUUUUUUUUUUUUUUUUAAUUUUUGUGAACAGGUGUUGUAUUUACAGCUGACCAAUCAGUUUUUUAUAUAUGGUUUUUUAUAUGUUGCAUUUUAGUAACAAAAAAAAAAAAAAAGUAAUAUUUAGCCAAUUCUAAUGACACUGUACCUCAAUACCAAUAAAAUUCACAGGAUUGUUUUUUCCUUU
This is a messenger RNA of Tyto alba (common barn owl), 1353 nucleotides long. RefSeq names its product coiled-coil domain containing 34 (gene CCDC34). The transcript is spliced from 6 exons. Bases 127 to 1074 code for a protein of 315 amino acids. Lineage: Eukaryota; Metazoa; Chordata; Aves; Strigiformes; Tytonidae. The record is from RefSeq and is a predicted model, not a curated record.